Batrachochytrium dendrobatidis JAM81 is the source of this 1193-nucleotide messenger RNA. RefSeq lists its product as uncharacterized. The transcript is spliced from 4 exons. NCBI's taxonomy places the organism in Eukaryota, Fungi, Chytridiomycota, Chytridiomycetes, Rhizophydiales. The coding region runs from base 1 to 1143 and encodes 380 amino acids. The record is from RefSeq and is a predicted model, not a curated record.
AUGAGCCAGCCUAAGCCAUUCUACGCACCGCUCGUUGGCUGGGAAAAAGAAUGGACAGCUCCUCGUCCAUUAGCUGAUAUUCAGCCUGCAGCAACUCUGGGUAGUCGGCCAGGAAAUAUAUCAAAACCUCAGCCAAACCACUAUAAAGUUUACAAAUGGACUAAAGCACCAAACAAGCCCAAGAUUUCAUUGUCUGAUCCAUCACUAUUGGCAAAUAUUUCUCCAGUCUUAGGAGUGCCUGUUUCAACUCAAGCCAAUGAACUUUCUUUGGUUCAAGCCAGUGUGGAUACUCUGCCUUUACCAAAACAAAUUUCUCCUAUCAAGGCAGAUCCAGUGAUAGUACAAGGUUUAUAUGCAGACUCAGAUAUAGUAAUGAGCGAUGUGCAACCAACAACUACCAAGUCGCCAGUAUUGAAUACUGGCACUCGUGAGAAUAUUCCUGAAGCUCCAAUGCGAUCUGCUUCUCCUACGCGUAGUCAAACUGAUACUCCAACAGAAUUCCCAGCAACAAUCCAUUCAGGUAUUUCCAAAAAAGACUAUUCUGCAUCUCAGUCACCAGUUGCAGGACGUCCUGUUUCUCCUGUAAAACUUGCAUCUUUAGAAAGGAUUGGAUCUCCUACAAGGCAACCUUUGCAAGCUCAAUCUCCCUUGAGCAAACGUAGUCCUGAAUCUUCUCAAAUUAUAUCGGCUGAACAAUCUCCAUCUUCCGUCAAGCCACAUCUUCCAGCAGCUCCAGUUCAAUCAGAAGCACUUGUCAAACCACAUUCAGCGGGAAACAUGUCGCUACCUGUGCAUAUAUCUUUAGAAAAACCUGCCUCUCCUGCCAAAUCCGAUAUUCGUGCAGCAUCUUCAGAUGUACCCCAGACUACGACGUCGCCUUUUUCCAAACCUGCAUUCCCUACUUUUAACGUGUCUACUGAACAGAUGGCUACUCACUCGCAUGUUCAAGCCCCUCACACUUUUUCAUCCAACUCCAAUUCUCCUGUAAAACCUGGUUCUCCUUUCAAACAAGUGUCCCCACAAAAAGAUCAUAUUUCUGGAAUUUCGGCUUCAAAUCAACAAGCCGCAUCACCACGUCAGACAGAACACGAGCCGUCAUCUUUGACAAAACCAACUGGUUCAAACAACCAAGUCCCUUUUUAAACCAUUUAACAGGACACACCAAGUCAGAAAUAAACGUCAAUUUUGAAUUG